AUGAAUCCUGAUGAGUACAACGUCCGCUUAAGGUAUGCGGAUCGGCUGGGAAUAGAGUUUCUGGGUCCGGUGGAGCCAGCACGAUGGCCGGAAACUCACGAAAGGAUUUUCGCGGACGUAAAAGAGCUGGGUCGUCGCAUAUACGACCAUUUCGUUGAGGGCAUCUCGAUUGAUUCUAUUGAGAAACCCUGGAGAAACUUGGUCAGACAUCGUGCUGAUCGCCUGAGUAAAUUGGCAGAUUACGCAUGGGAGGAAAGAAAAAAUGAAAGUAGCUGGAGGUUUGCCAUCGAGAACGAGAUAAUGCACCGAUUCUCGGUCGAGGUUGCUUGCCCUAGGUGCCGCAAGAGACUAUGGGGUUCAGAGAUACCCGCCGCAGCGCCCGGUGACUUCGUGUUGGCUGAGUCGCUGGAGGCCCGACGCCGGAAGCGUCAGCCAUGUCGAUGUCCGCUUACCUGGGGCCAAACCCAAUACGACAGCGGUAUCAAUAUGCUCUUCUCCGAUCGAGCAGAAGAGAAGAUCCGGCAUGACCCCCCUUUACCUGUGACUUCACAGUCUGGAAAAGAGAGACACUAUGAGAUGCCAGACCGGGUUUAUGGAUUAAAGCAAACUGAUAACUUCAAGCUACUCCUGGACUCAGACGACAAGCGCGAUACGAGGGCUACACCCAGUCGGUCGCUACGCGAAACUAUAGAAGUCAGCCCAUUCAAGCCUGAAGGUAAGCCGUUGCUUUAUCCAUUUUUAAUCAUCGAAGCAAAGUCAAGUAAGGGGGCAGAUCGAGGGGAAGUCAAUAUGCAGACGGCAUUUGUGAUUAGGCGCCUCCUAAAGGUGCAGCUCGACCUUAAAUUGGCGACAGGGGAAGAAAACCAGUGGGAAUCAGGGCCACUUGUCUGGUUUUUGGCAUGGCGAGGCGAAAUUUGGGAAAUAUCUGCGGCGUACGUGAUUGAAUCCGAAACUGGAUCCAUAAGAUACCCUGUUGUUGAUCUGUGGAGUGGAAAUAUUCGUCAUCAAGAUGGGGCCUUACAACUACUUCUGAUCAUCGACUAUAUUUUUGAUUGGGCUCGCGACAUUUACAGACCCGCCAUACUGAGUGAACUGAACACUUUAUCUACAGGCGAUCUCACGGCCGCCGAUACGCACAUAUUUUCAACCAUAUCCCGGACGCAAAGCGUUUCGAACUGGUUGAUCCACACUGAGGGUCCACUUCAGAGUACACCAGCGCCAACGGUUUCAGCUUCAUUCAAUACUGUAGAUCACCAUUUGGACUUCCUGAACAUUAACUGCCUAGAAGGAUCUAUUCGGGAUGCAUCCAUCCUUAAGUCACGCUAUCUCGCACUUGAACUCAUAGAGAGUGACAUUAGAGAUUUUUUACUAUCCUUUGAAUCGACCAAGGAGGCCCAAAUCUGGCUUCAAGAUAUGUUGAAAUGUCUUUCCAGCUCGUGGAGAAUUAGCGCCGAGACGCUGGGUACCUUGGAGAGUGUUUGGACAAAAGAGACCCGAUCAAUCCGGGAUAGAUAUCAGCAUGAUGAAAUUUUCUAUGUCAAGAUUACGGUCAACAUGUUUGUUUCCCAUGUGUGGGAGCCUACUCGACAACUUACGUGUCUUUGCAUCUCAGAAGGCGCUUUACAAAGGCUUCUCUCAGAAAUGGAGACUAUUCAAAAUCAUGAACCAAAUCAAAUCCCAAUCGUUUCUACGGCAGCGAUUCAGGCCCUGCUUUGCCGCAUACAAAGUCAAUCGAUAAUGGACAAUUUGACGGCCUCGGUGUCUAUGCUGUGUAUCUCCAGUGGCUUUGUCAAGAGGGAUGGAAUUAUCCCGAAUCAGCUCUUGGUGACGAGGUUUAAUGAUCUGCGCGUUGGAUUUCGAUAUGAUAAGUCGCCGAUUGCAAUUAAUUUGGUGUCGUCUAUUUAUCAUAAUCACAAAAUCGGACAAAGACAGCCACGCGACCCAUAUCUGGCUGUCUCAUCUCUGCGAAGCAAACAAAAUAUCGUUUACAGAGGCGAUGAGAUUCAGAUGUGGCCCAGACUACCUCCUCUUAUCCGCGAGGAGCGAUGGAAAUGUGUCUUGGUUGACGGGAUAUCCGAGAACAAAGAUAUUCCAAGGCGCGGUCUCUUUGUGUUUGAUAGUCCAUCAAAUCGAGAUGAUCUUCUCAACCUUCCGAGGAUAUUGUGGAGGCAUGGCUUAUAUUUUCGCACUCUGCAGGUUGGGAUGGAUGGAUGGGAUGGGAAGUAUGUCCGAUAUUUGAACAACCCAAUAAAGAUCAAGGGAGAGUGGAACACAAAAGCAGAUCCCCAGGCGCUCGGUGAUUGGGAGGAAAGCUUGAAAAUGCAUCUAGGGAUAGAGCAAGAAGUUGAUCGCCCAGGUGACAGCGCCUCGUCUCCAAUGAUUAUCUGCUAG
This is a messenger RNA of Penicillium angulare, 2391 nucleotides long. RefSeq lists its product as uncharacterized. The coding region runs from base 1 to 2391 and encodes 796 amino acids. NCBI's taxonomy places the organism in Eukaryota, Fungi, Ascomycota, Eurotiomycetes, Eurotiales, Aspergillaceae. The transcript has 4 exons. The record is from RefSeq and is a predicted model, not a curated record.